GGUUUGUCAAGACUGAGCGGGGGGAAAGAUCACAAUGAAGAACCAAGGUGGGGAGACCAAAGCAGCCCCGCGGCCUGCGAGCUCUUCCAAAAUGAGCAGCAGUCUGGUGCUGGAGGAAGGCGACGCGCUGGAGGCUGCAGCGCCCCGAGAAGCUCCUCUUGCGCAGGAGGACACCAAGUCCUCGGGACCUGCCGUGCGUGACGUCUCCGAGGAGCUAAGCAGGCAGCUUGAGGACAUCUUGAACACGUACUGUGUGGAUGCCAGCCAGGAGGGCCCCGGCGAGGACGGCGGGCAGAGCGAGGCCCCCGAGCCGGAAGAAGCCGAGAAGUGUCGUAGCGAGUCCCCGCGGAACGGCGACCAGGAGACGGGUGGCCCCGAGAUGAACGGGGAGAAGGAAAGCACCAAGGGGAGCGAAGAGUUUCGACCCGGCGAGGAGUGCGGGGAGCGGGAUCAGAAGAAGGCUCAGGAAAAGAAGAAAGCCAAGGGCCUAGGCAAAGAAAUCACUUUGCUGAUGCAGACACUGAACACCCUGAGCACGCCAGAGGAGAAACUAGCAGCGCUGUGCAAGAAAUACGCUGAGCUGCUGGAAGAACACCGCAACUCCCAGAAACAGAUGAAGAUCUUGCAGAAGAAGCAGACGCAGCUGGUGCAGGAGAAGGACCACCUGCAGAGCGAGCACAGCAAGGCCAUCCUGGCCCGCAGCAAACUGGAGAGCCUGUGCCGCGAGCUCCAGAGACACAACCGCACCCUCAAGGAGGAGGGUGUCCAGCGUGCGCGGGAGGAAGAGGAGAAGCGAAAGGAGGUGACGUCCCACUUCCAGGUGACGCUGAACGACAUCCAGCUGCAGAUGGAGCAGCACAACGAGAGGAACUCCAAGCUGCGCCAGGAGAACAUGGAGCUGGCAGAGCGGCUCAAGAAGCUCAUCGAGCAGUAUGAGCUGCGGGAGGAGCACAUCGAUAAGGUGUUCAAACACAAGGACCUGCAGCAGCAGCUGGUGGACGCCAAGCUUCAGCAGGCGCAGGAGAUGCUGAAGGAGGCCGAGGAGAGACACCAGCGAGAGAAGGACUUUCUGCUGAAGGAAGCUGUGGAAUCGCAGAGGAUGUGUGAGCUGAUGAAGCAGCAGGAGACCCACCUCAAGCAGCAGCUGGCUCUCUACACAGAGAAGUUUGAAGAAUUCCAGAACACCCUUUCCAAAAGCAGCGAAGUCUUCACAACAUUUAAACAGGAGAUGGAGAAGAUGACUAAGAAAAUCAAGAAGCUGGAGAAAGAGACCACGAUGUACCGCUCUCGCUGGGAGAGCAGCAACAAGGCUCUGUUGGAAAUGGCCGAGGAGAAAACCCUUCGAGACAAAGAGUUAGAGGGGCUUCAGGUGAAAAUCCAGCGCUUGGAGAAACUGUGCCGAGCCCUGCAAACGGAGCGCAACGACCUCAACAAGAAGGUGCAGGACCUGUGUGCCCACGCGCCGCGGGCGGACGCCGACCUGCUGGAGCCUUUGAAAGACCCAUCCCGGGACGGCUCCGAGGCAGCGGCGGGAGCUGCUCCGGCAGAGCAGUGCCUGGCUGAGGAUUGUCUGCACUCGGGAAAGGCGCCGCACAGCCCGGAUCCUGCCGAGAGCUUGGGAGAACUGAGCAUAGGAGCCUUGGGGCAGAGCGGGACCGAGGAGGGCACUCGGGGCGCUGACUGAGCCCCGGGCAGCGGCGGGGCGAGGGAGGGCGACGGGAAUGUUUCUGCAGACUCAAUGGGAUGCCCCUCUCCUGGUCCGUGGACAGGUGCGAGAGGACAGCCCUCCUGGGAAUUCAAGAUUUCCUAGCUUAGGGGUUUUUUUGGAGGGUUUUUAAAAUUUUAUAUAUAUAUAUAUGAUAUAUAUAUAUAUGAUAUAUAAAAUAUGUGCAGGGCAACGUACACUUUAAAUAUGGAUGUACAUGAAAACUAGAAUGACCCACCUCCCUGCGUGUGCGUGAAUAACUAAUAUAUGGAGACCCAAGCGAUCGUCCCCUUCACUCAGAGACCUUGUCGCUGGCAGGCAGCGAGUCCCCCGAGGCCCCGGCGCGGGCACAGCCGCCUGCCUCGCGCCUCCGCCCUCGCAGCGACGCUCUCGUGGCGAGUGGAAGCAAAGGAGCUGACCUGGGGAGAACCGAAGCGUUUCCCAGCGUUGGAUUCUUCCUCCUCUGCCUUGGGCAGGAGGGAGCUCCGGGACUUGCUCUUGUUUUCUUGUGAGCGAAUGAGGGUGAAAGAGGCCGUUUCCCCUCCUCUGCGUGGGGUUUGUGUAUCGAAUGGGGACAAAAAGCAGCAGAGAAAGGGGGUGCCUGGUUCACCCCGGCCUCCCACCGGCCCUUUGCUCCUCCCAGAACCUGCCGAUGUCUCAGUAGCCUUAUGAUUCACAGUUGCCUCUUUGCUAUACGCACACGUGCACAAGUGUAUUAAACAGUUAAUCCAAAGGUCUAAUUCCCAAGUGUUUUGCACAAGCGCGUGUGAUCAGUUGUGCAAGGGCACGGGGAGGUUCCACCCCAGCUCCUCUGCCCCCGGGUCAGGACCUUGGGGCCGAGUGGGUGAUCUCGAAGGCGUCCGUGGAGCUGGGCCUGCGCAUGGAUAAAACCUUGUGUCUGUUCCAGGACCUGCUGCUUAAGCCGAAUCCCCGGGACCAGCACAAGGACCGUGCUGUGGGCUGGUCCCUCCUGCAGCAUCAGAGCCCCGCGGGCCCUCCGGUGUGGCCGUGCUGGGGCUCUCCCAGCGCCCCCUUUCUCCCUUCCCUCUCCGAUCGUCUCCCAAGUGCCGCUGUGUGCGGGAGGGGGUUUGUGGACAGACGUGGGGCCUGCUGGCACAGGGCGUGGGGGAUUUCUCCUCAGUUUCUCAAGACUUUUCGCUAUUCAGGAGACCUCUACCUGCUUGAAAACCUCCUCACUGCAGCUUCUCUUUAUGACAAACUUUAUUUUCAGCGUUGCCUUCGUUUUGCUCGAAGCUGAAGCAAGCUGCCAGAGCCAUUCCUCACAGCGGAUGCGUUCAGCUUUGGUUUCUCUUCCAGCAACGCAGCUGCUCUUGUGUCUCCGCUGUCGUGCAGUGCCCUCACGAAGGACCUGCUCCGCUGCCGGGGGAACAGCCCACGGGAGCUGCCUCUGCGUCCCCUUCCCUCCCCGGGGACCCCAGUGAGUUCAGGUCCAACAAUGGGUGGCUGGCUACAGCAGAAACAGGGUCAAAAAAGUCUCCACAGAGCCGCUGGGACUCUCCCUGGAGCUGGACUUUGCUGCCCAGCGUUGCUUCCUCCAGCGCAGGGACGCGUUUUGUCUCUGGAAGGAGCCGGCAGAAGCCUCUGAGUGAAUGUAGCUCUGACCUGGUGGGGCCACCCCGUUCCCAGCAGCCGGGUCGAGCGAGGGCUGCAGCCAGGCUCUGGAUUUCUCUUCCUGCUCUCUCCAUAGAAGAAAAACCUCUUCGCAAGUCAUCAAACCCCCAUUUUUUUCCUUCUUUUCCCUGUUACAGUGCAGAGAACCUCUGCGGGGGCUGUUGUAUGUAUCUUCAUAUCCAAUAGAACUG
Athene cunicularia (burrowing owl) is the source of this 3528-nucleotide messenger RNA. It is a transcript of the gene TXLNA, whose product is annotated as taxilin alpha. Lineage: Eukaryota; Metazoa; Chordata; Aves; Strigiformes; Strigidae. Bases 35 to 1684 code for a protein of 549 amino acids. Gene Ontology annotation, molecular function: syntaxin binding. The record is from RefSeq and is a predicted model, not a curated record. The transcript has 10 exons.